AUGAGGGACGCGGUGGCGGUGGCAGUGGGGACGCCCGGCGGCGGGAGGGCGGGGGGAGCCGGAACCGGAGGAGCGGCUUCGGCGUCGGGGUCGGCGCCGUGCGCGGCGUGCAAGCUGCUGCGCCGCCGGUGCGCGGCCAGCUGCGUCUUCGCGCCCUACUUCCCGCCCGGGGAGCCGCACAAGUUCGCCAACGUGCACAAGGUGUUCGGGGCCAGCAAUGUCAGCAAGCUGCUCCAGGAGAUCCCGGUGCAGCACCGAGGGGACGCGGUGAGCAGCCUGGUGUACGAGGCGAACGCGCGCGUCCGGGACCCGGUCUACGGCUGCGUGGGCGCCAUCUCGUCGCUGCAGCAGCAGGUGGAGGCGCUCCAGGCGCAGCUGGCGCUGGCGCAGGCCGAGAUGGUCAGGCUCAAGAUGAGCAACGACUACAUCGUGCACCGGCUCAAGGCCGCGCGCGGCGGCGGCGGCGGGGGCAGCAGCUACGCCGGCUCGCCGUCGUCCAUGUCGUCGCCGAAGACGGCGGAGCCGGAGGCGCACUUCAAGGCCACGCCGGAGCUGCUGGACAUGGUGGUGGACCAGCCCGGCAUGGACGACGCCCAGUUCUGGUCCUACUAGGAUUGGAGGCAGCAGCUGACUCUGACUGCAUCAGGUGCUUCUGGUUCUGGGUCAGGUCAAGCUAGGUUCUUUUUAGCUGAUUUUAGUGUGUGAUCAGGUGCUGUUUUUGAGUCACAGAUGGGUGGUCCGGUAGCAGUUGGUAUAUAGUAUCAGGUAUAUGGUGUGUGUGCGCUGUAACAGCGUGACACUAGGAGGAAGGUGAGCGUAGAGACCUUCUCCUAUACCUUCUUCUAGUAUGUAUGUCCAGGGCUUGGUUUUUGGCUGUCCUUCCAUGAUGAGAAGGUGGAACACCAUUACAGUAAUUGGUGUGCUAUGCAUUGCAAGAACCUUCUCCUUGCUCGUAGCAUUUGCUUGGUUAAACAGUUGAACUCUGCCAUGGAAAAUGCAGAUAACGUUUAUUA
This is a messenger RNA of Panicum virgatum (switchgrass), 1013 nucleotides long. RefSeq names its product LOB domain-containing protein 4-like. The coding region runs from base 1 to 612 and encodes 203 amino acids. The transcript has 2 exons. The record is from RefSeq and is a predicted model, not a curated record. NCBI's taxonomy places the organism in Eukaryota, Viridiplantae, Streptophyta, Magnoliopsida, Poales, Poaceae.